Vanderwaltozyma polyspora DSM 70294 is the source of this 1998-nucleotide messenger RNA. RefSeq lists its product as uncharacterized. The record is from RefSeq and is a predicted model, not a curated record. Lineage: Eukaryota; Fungi; Ascomycota; Saccharomycetes; Saccharomycetales; Saccharomycetaceae. The transcript has a single exon. Gene Ontology annotation, biological process: protein phosphorylation; intracellular signal transduction. The coding region runs from base 1 to 1998 and encodes 665 amino acids. Gene Ontology annotation, molecular function: protein serine/threonine kinase activity; ATP binding.
AUGCCUAAUUUGCUAUCGAGAAAUCCAUUUCAUAGUAAUCACCACCAACACCACCACCAACCAAAUUCAUCUGGUGAAAGAGAUCAAAGCAGUAUCAAUCCUAGAGAUAGCCCCGAUCCUGCAUCUCCUCCUGCCUUGAUAAAGAGCUCAAAAUCUUUUUUGAAUUUUAUGAGCAGAGGUCAUAGUAAUGAUUCAUUGAGAAGCGAAAAAUCAUCAGAUUCGAUUAAUUCGUCAAGUCCAAUACACCAACAUCAUAAUCAUCAUAGUCAUCAUCAUCAGGUAUUGAAUAAUAAUAAUAGUAAUGGUAACAUGACAAUGCAUCAAAACCAUGCCAUCCAUGAUACUUUAUCACCAGCUUCACCCAAACCUAGUCAUUCAAUGGCUGAAUUGAAAAGAUUUUUUAGACCUUCUUUACCGAAAAAGAAAUCAUCAAAUCUAUCUUCACAAUCUCAUUCAUCAAAACAAUCUUCAAUAAUUGAUACUUCCCUUUACGGAAGCCAUAAUAAGAUUCACCAACAAGUUAAACAAAAGGAUUACGGUCAUACUCAAUCUGCAAUCCCACCAACUUCAGAUUCUACUUUAUCAUUGUCAAACAAGUUCAACAUCUAUCAUGAUGAUUCUAUCUUAGCCCAAAAAUAUGGUAAAUUGGGUAAAUUAUUAGGUUCUGGUGCUGGUGGUUCCGUUAAAAUUUUAACCAGACCAAGUGAUGGUGCUACUUUUGCAGUUAAAGAAUUUAGACCAAGAAAACCAAAUGAAUCUGUAAAAGAAUAUGCCAAAAAGUGUACAGCUGAAUUUUUAAUUGGUUCUACUUUACACCAUCCUAAUAUCAUCGAGACUUUAGAUAUUUUCUCAGAUUCGAAACAAAAUAAAUACUUCGAAGUGAUGCAAUAUUGUCCAAUUGAUUUCUUUGCGGUUGUUAUGACUGGUAAGAUGAGUCGUGGUGAAAUUAAUUGUUGUAUCAAGCAAAUUUCAACAGGUGUUAGAUUUUUGCACUCUAAAGGUUUAGCUCACAGAGAUUUAAAACUAGAUAAUUGUGUCAUGACCUCACAAGGUAUUGUGAAAUUAAUCGAUUUUGGUAGUGCUGUUGUCUUUAAAUAUCCUUUUGAAAAUCAAAUUACAAUGGCCCAUGGUAUAGUUGGUAGUGAUCCUUAUCUAGCACCAGAAGUUAUCACUUCAACAAAAUCUUAUGAUCCACAAUUUGUUGAUGUUUGGUCCAUCGGUAUUAUUUACUGUUGUUUAAUGUUGAAGAGAUUUCCUUGGAAAGCACCACGUCAAGAUACUGACGAAAACUUCAGAUUAUUUUGUUUACCUGAUGAUAUUGAACACGACUACGUUGAAUCUGCUAAACAUAAUGAAAUAAUCAUUCAACAGAGAUUAAAGAAGAGACAGGAAAUGAAGGCCGCUGCCCAAAUUGAAGUAGAGAAUGAAAAAGAAAAUAAAGACAAUCUUACUCCAAAAGAAGAACAAAAUAAUGAACCCCAACAAAAGGGAAAUGGUGAUCAACCAGAAAUUAAUAAUGAACCAAAAGUUAUAUCUGAUGGCAAGAAAGCCGAUAAUGAAAAUAAUGAAACCAAAACUUCUAAUGAAUACACUAAUGGUGGUACUAGCAGUAACCCAGUUGAAAAGAAUGAACCAAAAGUGAUUGAUUCUAACAAAGCAGUUAAACCAGUGUCUGCUCCAACUUCUACUGAACAACAUCACAAUGAAGGUACAGAUCUAAAAUCUGUUAGUUCCAGAGCAAGACAUCAUAAAUCAGUAAUUCACGGUCCUUACCGUUUAUUACGUCUAUUACCACAUGCAUCUAGACCUAUUUUGUCUCAGAUUUUACAAAUAGAUCCAUCUAAUAGAGCUACAUUAGAUGAUGUUCUUGAAGAUGAAUGGUUUAAGAACAUCCCAUGCUGUACAAUAGACAACAAGAACAAUGUCAUACAUGCUCCUGGUCACCAUCACACCUUAGUUGAUGAAGAAAAUGCGCAUUUAGAAGCAUACAAACAAUAA